Messenger RNA from Anopheles arabiensis, 3903 nucleotides. RefSeq lists its product as uncharacterized. Bases 1 to 3903 code for a protein of 1300 amino acids. Gene Ontology annotation, molecular function: nucleic acid binding. The record is from RefSeq and is a predicted model, not a curated record. Lineage: Eukaryota; Metazoa; Arthropoda; Insecta; Diptera; Culicidae. Gene Ontology annotation, biological process: DNA integration. The transcript has 3 exons.
AUGCCAGCUCAACCGCUUAUUUUGUCGUCGAGACGAACGAUUUUGAUUGCCAUUUUGGCCCGUUACGAAGAGUUUCUUCAAAACUACCAGCCCGAUAGGGAUUCUAUCGAGGUGGAAACUCGUAUGGCCAAAUUUGACCAAAUAUGCAAGGAUUUGGAGAACCUUCAACAGCAGCUGGAGGACAGUGCAACCACUGCUGAAGAGAUGGCACACAAUGCCGCCCUUAGGGAGGAUUUUGAACGGCGCUUGAUUCGCGUUCAAUCGGCAUUGAAAGCGAAAUAUAGAGAAAUUCCGCGCAGCGAAGUGUCGCAGCAAGGAGCCGUAGACAGGGUGAUCGCUGAUCUGCCGACGCAUGAUGUUUCCACUCGCGGCUGGAACAUUCCUUCGGAAUUUGUUUUGGCUGACCCGCAGUUCGAUAAAUCAGCCCCGAUUGAUCUCAUCCUUGGUGCCCGUCAUUACGCUUCCUUCUUUACGAGCGUAAAAUCGCAUGAGCUUGCUCCGAACCUUCCAACUAUGCUGAACAGCGUGUUUGGGUGGGUCAUGAUUGGUCCCACCUCUCCUCAGAAUCCUGCAUCUCCGACCGAUUGCACCGCCGCGUCCACAAUCGUCUGCAUGGCAUCCCUGGAGGAGUCUCUCGAACGCUUUUGGAAGCUGGAAGAGUUAAGCGUCAAUGAUUCGUACUCACCUGAUGAGCGGCGAUGCGAAACAUUGUAUAAAGAAACCACUCAGCGCGACGAGUCGGGUCGCUAUAUUGUACGAUUGCCCAAACAGACCGACUUCACGGAAAAGCUUGGCCUGUCUAAAACUACCGCUUUGAGACGCUUCGAGCUGCUGGAGAGGAGGCUAGAACGCAACCCACAGCUCAAGGAAGACUAUCAUGCCUUCAUGAAGGAGUAUUUGGAGCUGGGGCACAUGUCGCUCAUGAACAAAGAUAGUGGGGAUGAACGGGCGUACUACCUACCGCACCAUCCCGUAUUUAAAGCCUCCAGUACCACCACGAAAGUAAGGGUCGUGUUCGACGGAUCUGCAAAAACAAGCACCGGUUAUUCCUUGAAUGACAUUCUAUGUGUUGGUCCAAUCGUGCAGGACGAGCUGCUUGAUAUUGUGUUGCGAUUCCGCACCUACCAAAUAGCACUUGUGGGAGAUAUAGCUAAAAUGUACCGACAAAUAUUGCUGCAUUCUGAUGAUCGUCGAUUGGUGCGCAUAUUCUUUCGAUUUUCGCCGCAAGCUCCGAUCCAAGUAUAUGAGCUCAACACCGUUACAUACGGACUAGCACCUUGCUCGUUUCUGGCUACACGCACACUUAUCCAACUAGCAGAUGAUGAAGGGACUGAGUAUGCGCUUGCACCUGCAGCCCUGAAACGAAACUUUUACGUGGACGACUUCAUUGGUGGUGCCAAUAACGUUCGCGAAGCUGUUCAGCUGCGUAAGGAGUUAUCAGCGCUACUUGCCAAAGGUGGGUUUGAGUUGCGCAAGUGGUCCUCAAACAAUCUGAGCGUACUCUCCGGCUUAAGCACCGAGUAUAUCGGCACACACUCAUCACUGCAUUUUAUACCCAACGAGACGGUCAAAGCACUCGGCAUCUCGUGGAAGCCUGAAUCGGAUGAGCUGUGUUUUGAAUCCAACACUGAGGCUGAUGAAGCCACGUCGACCAAGCGAUCUAUUUUGUCGAGCAUUGCCAAAAUGUACGAUCCGCUCGGAUUGAUAGCACCGGUGAUCGUGCGUGCUAAGAUGCUGAUGCAGGAGCUAUGGCUACUCAAAUCCGGCUGGGAUGAACCUGUUCCUAAUCACAUCUGUAAAAAAUGGAAGGCAAUUCAGAGCGACUGGAAAAUGUUAUCCGAGUACAGGACUAACCGUUACGCUCUCUUACCAGAUGCAACAGUAGAAUUCCACACAUUUACCGAUGCUUCGGAGGCCGCCUACGGAGCAUGUGUCUACGCUCGUUGUGAAAACGCGGCGGGAGAAGUCCGCAUCAGCCUAUUAGCUUCGAAGUCUCGAGUGGCACCACUGAAGCGCGUCACGUUGCCGAGGCUUGAACUAAGCGCAGCUGUCCUGGGCGCCCAUCUGCAUCAUCGCGUCAAGGAGGCAAUGCAGAUCGUGUGCGCCGAAUCGUUUUUCUGGUCCGACUCAACAGUGACGCUAAAAUGGAUUGCGUCACCUCCCAACUCCUGGAAGACGUUCGUGGCAAAUCGAGUAGCUGAGGUGCAACACUACUCUCAUCCAAGGCAAUGGAGGCACGUUCCUGGCACAUCCAAUCCUGCUGACUUGGUUUCCCGAGGCAUGUCGGCAGCACACUUCACGCAGAAUCAGCUUUGGAAUAGCGGUCCAGAUUGGCUUGUGCAACCUUCGUCCCAUUGGCCCAGCUCAGAUCCAGAACCAAGCGAUGAGGCGGACCUAGAAACACGCCAGAAUGGUACGCAUCAUUGCAUACUGCAUACGGUUUGUGCGCAACACCAAGCAGAAGGCGCGAUCCCAGCGACCGAUACCGCACACCAACGCAUCCAAGACGAUCACGCCCAAGUACGUGGAUGCUGCAAAACUGUGCUUUGCAGACUAGCCCAGCAAGAUGCAUUUUCCGCGGAAAUCAAGCAGCUAAAAAAGGGAGAAGCAUUGAUGAAACAAUCACCUUUACGAAAACUUACCCCAUUCCUGGAUACAGAAGAAGUAAUACGGGUGGGAGGACGAUUGAACUUGUCGCAACUACCGUAUCAGUCCAAGCAUCCAGCUGUUCUACCGAAGAACCACAAAUUCACUCGUCUACUUGCGGAAGAUUAUCAUGAAGAGAUGAAACAUGCUAGUGGAAGGCUAUUGCUAUCCCGCAUUAGAGAGCUGUAUUGGCCACUGGACGGACGUCGCUUGGUAAAAAGCAUUGCAAGGAACUGCUUCCGCUGUGUUCGGCAAGAUCCCGCACUCGCACGGCAGCCGGUUGGCCAGCUUCCACCAUCCCGCAUCACACCGAGCCGACCGUUUUCUGUAACCGGAGUGGACUACGCCGGUCCAUUCUAUUUGAAGCCAGCGCACCGGAAGGCAGCAGCUACUAAGAGCUAUCUGUGCGUUUUCGUGUGUUUCGCUACGAAAGCUGUGCAUUUGGAACUCGUAGGAGACCUCACAACGGCGGGAUUCUUAGCAGCGCUACGCCGAUUCACAUCACGACGCGGAUUGCCAGCCCACAUCCAUUCUGAUAAUGGGAAAAACUUCGAAGGCGCAGAACGUGAACUGAAGGAGCUUUUUGAGCUGUUCAACGACGAACAACACCGCAACACCGUGGCUACCAGAUGCGCUGACCGGGGAAUCACUUGGCAUUUCAACCCACCAAAGGCUCCACACUUCGGCGGAUUAUGGGAAGCCGCAGUAAAGACAGCGAAGCGACACCUCUAUCGUCACCUGGGCAAUACUCGGCUGUCGUACGAAGGCUACUGCACUGUGCUCCACCAAAUCGAGGCAGCGAUGAAUUCCCGUCCGCUGUUGCCUUUGUCCGACGAUCCCAACGAGCUAGCUGCACUCACACCGGCACACUUCCUUAUUGGCACAUCGAUGUUCGCCGUGCCUGAACCGGACUACACCCAGCUGAAAUCCUGCACGCUAGAUGAUCUUCAGAAGUGGCAGCUUUUGGUUCAGCGUUUUUGGAAGCAUUGGGCCACUGAGUAUCUACAAGAAAUGCAAAAAAGUUAUGCAAGUGGUGGCAGCAACAACAGCAACAUACUUCCCGGCAGGUUAGUGAUCCUCAUGGACGAAUCGUUACCCACCACUCGUUGGCCUCUCGCGCGUAUUGUUGAAAUCCAUCCCGGUGAAGACAAGAUAGUACGCGUCGUUACGCUCAAGACAGCUAAGGGAAUAAUUACGCGACCGAUCACGAAAAUAUGCGUUUUACCGCUCAGCACUGAUAGCGAAAACCCCGUGUAA